AUGGCACCACAAGCUAGCUCAUCUCAACUUCAGAUACAUCAACAAUCUGGUCACCGAAGAACUCGUCUAAGGUCUUCCAAUCUCAAGUUCAGCAAUGAUACACUCUGUCCUGCAUGUGAAUGUGGCAAGAAAUCCAAAGCAAGUCACCCAAUGGUGAUUGAUUCUUCAAUUUAUGAACCACUGGAACUCUUGCACAUUGAUCUCUGCGGUCCAUCUACCAUAGCCAGUCUUCAUCACAAAAAAUACAUACUGAUACUGAUCAAUUUUAUCAAAGAAAUUGAACUUCAGAUCAAGUUACCAGUACGUCGCAUCCGAAGUGAUAAUGGAACCGAGUUUUCAAACCAUCUCUUAAACAGUUUCUUGGUUUCAAAGGGUAUCACUCACAAUUUCAUAGCUCCCUACACACCGCAACAAAAUGGAGUAGUAGAGCAAAGAAACCGAACCCUGGUAGAAGCAGCCAGAUCUAUGCUUAACUUCACACAUCUUCCUCUCUACUUCUGGGCCGAAGCAGUGGCCACAGCUUGCUUUGUUCAAAACCGAAGCAUCAUCUGCAAGCGUCUCGAUCAUCUUAACAAGUUCGCACCGAAGUCUGAUGAAGGCAUCUUUCUUGGCUACUCAACAAACAAAGUUGCUUAUAGGGUUCUCAUUAGACGCACAAGGCUAAUAGUUGAAAGCUUCGAUGUCAAGUUCGAUGACUAUUACGUCCACAACACCGCUCCAUCAACCGAAACCAAAGCAAUCCUAGAAAGUGAUAUUCCUGCCUCUUCGGGGCCACUAAAUAUAGUUGAAGUAAACUAUGACGAUCUCUUCGACCCCGUAGAAAUAACCAAGUUAUCCGAAGUUCUUGUGUCUCCGGAAGCUCAACAACAGCAUGCUGACGUAUCUGGUCCAUCUCUAUCCGAUGUAGUAUCACUCAAUACUUCCACCUCGCCGGUUGAGGGGGAAAGCUCGACUCCGGAUCAAGUGACAACCAUCGAGGUUCCAGUACUUGAUGAUGCAGUUCCAGUUCCUAUCCGUAGAGAAUCCUUACCAUCGGAUAUCUCUUCUGACUCAGAUGAUGAAGACAUAGAGAACAUCGACACAAGAACAGACUCGAGAAUUAUCACACUUCCAACAAUCCAGGGGGAACCUUCUCAGGUUCAAGGGGAACUCCCGUCCGCAAUCCAGGGGGAACCUCCAUCAUUUGUCCAAGAAAACUCCAAUCCCACCUUUCCAAUUCAAGACAAUUCAGCGGGCUGCUCACAUGUCCAGAGGGAACUGCCGUCCCCAACCGCAGAAUCUUCAGAUAUUGUAGAUAUUCCUUCCACCGCAGCCACUGACCACCUUCAACCCCGUCUACACGUAUGGACGAAGGACCACCCACCAGGUCAAAUCAUCGGAAACCCAUCAGCAGGCAUCCAAACUCGGUCUUCACAAGACUUAUCUGAUCACUGUUACUAUGCAACAUUUAUGUCUUCGGUCAAACCCAGAACCAUGAAAGAAGCAUUAAUGGAACCUGAUUGGAUAGCAGCAAUGCAAGAAGAACUGGAAGAGUUUAAAAGAAACAAAGUGUGGCAACUCGUUCCGAAGCCAAAAGGUCACAAUAUUGUUGGUACCAGAUGGGUGUACAAGAAAAAAUUGGAUGAAUCCGGUGCGGUAGUUCGAAACAAAGUUAGACUAGUCGCAAAGGGGUAUAUUCAACUUGAAGGUGUUGAUUAUGAUGAAACAUACGCCCUAGUAGCCAGAAUGGAAGCCAUACGCAUCUUCUUAGCGUAUGCUGCUCACAAGAAUAUCAAAGUACAUCAAAUGGAUGUAAAAAGUGCCUUCCUGAAUGGUGAAUUGAAAGAGGAGGUUUAUCUUCAGCAACCUCCGGGCUUCGAAUGUCUUGAAUUCCCAGAUUACUGCUACAAGCUUGAAAAAGCAGUCUACAGUCUAAAACAAGCACCGAGAGCAUGGUACGAGACUCUCUCUGAAUUUCUUGUCUCGUCCGGAUACAAAAGAGGAGUGAUUGAUCCCACCUUAUUUAGAAAGGCAAAUGGUAAUCACCUUAUGCUUGUACAAAUAUAUGUGGAUGAUAUCAUCUUCGGAUCAACUGAUCAGGGGAUGGUGGAUGAAUUUGCUAAGCUCAUGACCAACAAGUUCCAAAUGAGCAUGAAUAGAGAGAUUAAUUUCUUUCUAGGACUUCAAGUGAAACAAGUCCCUCAAGGGAUAUUCAUCCAUCAGGAGAAAUACACCUCUGAACUACUAAAGAAAUACUCAAUGGACAACUGUUCUUCAACUAAGGUAGCCAUGGCCUUCGGAUAUAAGAUAUCUGAUGAUCCUUCCGGCAAAUCAGUGGAUCACAAGAUUUAUAGAGGAAUAAUUGGAUCAUUGAUGUACCUCACUGCAAGUCGACCAGACAUUGUCUUUGCAACAGGAGUAUGCGCAAGAUACCAAGCCGAUCCGAAAGUAUCUCACAUGACCGCAGCCAAGCAGAUUCUUAGAUACUUAAAAGGCAGCAAAUCUCUAGGCCUCUGGUAUCCCGCAGGGAACGACUUCAGCCUACAAGCAUUCACUGAUGCGGAUCAUGCUGGAUGUAGAUUGGACAGAAAAAGCACUUCCGGUGGAUGUCAAUUUCUCGGUGGAAGACUCGUUAGCUGGUCAUCAAGGAAACAAAGUUGUGUCUCACUGUCUACCGCAGAAGCUGAAUAUGUGGUAGCAGCCAGUUGUUGCUCACAAGUCUUGUGGAUGAAAACAAAGCUUAUAGACUACGGAUACAGGAUGCAGCGGAUACCGAUUUACUGUGACUCAGAGAGUGCCAUAGUGAUUUCUCAUAAUCCUAUUCAUCACUCCAAAACAAAGCAUAUUGAGCUACGGUAUCACUUCAUUAAAGACCACAUCCUGAAAGGUAACAUUGAACUAAUUUUUGUCCAUACUCAUGAAGAGAUUGCUGAUGUAUUCACAAAGGCACUUGACUCUACAAAACCCAACCGUUUCUUACAAAUGUUAGGAAUGAUGAAUCCGGAUCCGCAAUUCUUUUUAAAUUGA
Lactuca virosa is the source of this 3006-nucleotide messenger RNA. Lineage: Eukaryota; Viridiplantae; Streptophyta; Magnoliopsida; Asterales; Asteraceae. The record is from the annotation of a GenBank genome assembly.